Molecule: messenger RNA, 3369 nt
Organism: Apis laboriosa (Himalayan honeybee)
Lineage: Eukaryota; Metazoa; Arthropoda; Insecta; Hymenoptera; Apidae
Product: proton-coupled amino acid transporter-like protein CG1139
Exons: 10
Coding region: 203-1603 (466 amino acids)
Biological process (GO): amino acid transmembrane transport
Cellular component (GO): vacuolar membrane
Molecular function (GO): amino acid transmembrane transporter activity
Source: RefSeq, a predicted model, not a curated record
CCCGUCCACAUUAAAGAGGACCACGGUGCAAGUGGUUAUCCGACUGGGUCCACACAUUUUUCGCUUUCCCUCGCUGCGGAUGUGUUUCAUCUGGAGAAAUCAGCGACCACCGAAGGAAAUCAGCAAACGCAGUAGUCAGAAUUUUUUAAGGAAAAAACAAUCUUUAUUUGUGGCGUGAUAAGAAGAUUAAGCAACAAACAAAAUGGAGAACGCGAAGGAGGAGACGAUAAACAUGCAGCUGAUCGGUUCCGAAAGUCCGUACAAAGUUAAUAAUGAAAUCGCCGGAAGUGGUCUAAAUGCAUCGGAAGUCCCAAUAUCGCAGACCACAAACGUAGAAGACUACGAUCCCCACAAACAUCGAAAUAGGCCAAAUCCGACAUCGAACGCAGAGACUUUGAUACAUUUGUUGAAAGGAAGUUUGGGUACCGGUAUUCUAGCGAUGCCGAACGCGUUCCGCAACAGUGGCCUGGUCACCGGUGUGAUAGCAACAGUGAUCAUAGGGGUGCUGUGCACCUAUUGUUUGCACGUAUUAGUGAAAGCUCAGUACAAACUGUGUAAACGGUUAAGAGUUCCUAUAUUGAGUUAUCCACUGAGCAUGAAAUACGCUCUCGAGGAAGGGCCUGGGUGUGUCCGAUGGUUCGCACCCUAUGCACCAGGACUCGUAGACGGGUUCAUGAUUGUGUAUCAAUUGGGAAUAUGCUGCGUUUAUAUCGUAUUUGUAGCGUCGAAUAUCAAGCAGGUAGCAGACCAGUAUUGGGAACCAUUGGACGUUGAGACCCACAUGCUGAUCUUAUUGGUACCAUUGAUUCUGAUCAAUUACAUUAGGAACCUCAAGUUACUCGCGCCAUUCUCCACCGUCGCGAAUGUAAUCACAUUUGUCGGAUUGACGAUGAUUCUAGUUUACAUGUUUAAGGAUCUACCCUCCCUUAAGGAAAGAGAGAUGUUUGGCACACUGAGAAAUUUCUCUCUCUAUUUCGGUACAACGUUAUUCGCGUUGGAGGCCGUUGGCGUGAUUAUCGCACUGGAGAACAAUAUGAAAACACCACAAUAUUUUGGAGGAUACUGUGGUGUAUUGAACAUAGGAAUGACAGUUAUAGUGACUCUUUACAUUGUCAUGGGAUUCUUUGGUUAUAUAAAAUAUGGAUCCGAUGUUGAGGGUAGCGUUACUUUUAAUUUACCCUCCAAAGAAAUUAUGGCACAAAGUAUCAAAAUAAUGUUCGCAAUAGCUAUUUUUAUCACGCAUGCUCUUCAAGGAUAUGUUCCAGUCGAUAUUAUUUGGAAUACUUAUCUGGAUCAAAAGAUACAGAAGAGAAAAAUCUUCUGGGAGUAUGUUUGUCGAACUAUCAUCACUUUGAGCACGUUUACAUUGGCCAUCACCGUUCCCAGACUGAGUCUCUUCAUCUCUCUAUUCGGCGCCCUCUGCCUCUCCGCUCUUGGCAUCGCGUUUCCAGCGAUCAUCGAGAUCUGCGUCCUCUGGCCAGACCGUGACUUGGGUCCCUGCAUGAUCAUGCUUGUAAAAAAUCUCUUGCUAAUCAUAUUCGGUCUCCUAGGUCUUGUGGUCGGCACAUACGUGAGCAUGGUCGACAUAAUAAACUUCAAGUGAGGCCUUCGAUCGAUGUCAAUUCAAGAACGAUCGAAGGAUGGCAGAUAGAUGGGGAUGAGAGAAGAGCAGAAGGGUUAAAUGAAAAAAAAAAACCAGUUUGGACACGCUUGUUCGAGUAUCGAGGACGAGGCUUCGUCACAGUUUUAUAGCUUAAUGAGCGGCGCCUUUUUAGGUAGUCAGGUACCUCCAAAGCGGCUGGAAGUCUUUCUUUUAGUGGAAAAUCGCGAGAGUGCAUUCUGGAAAUGCUUCUCUUAGUGCACGUAGACCGAGUUUAGAUGUUUUAUUAAGAUGGAGAGUCGUGCAGUGUUGGAUAAAAGAAACACGAUUAAUGGAGAAUUUUAAUUGCUUGGAGUUUGAUUUUGCAGAGUGUUGGAUAAAUUUAUUAAUUUAAUCGUUGCUGUUUGUUCCUUGAUAGUGACUAAUUAAAAUAAUAGCGUUUUAUAAAAAAAUGAAACGAAUAUAGGAACCGAAAUGUAAAUCUUAAUGUUUACUUUUCUUUAAGAUUUUUCUAUUCAAAUUUAAUUCUAAUCGUAUUUGUGAAAUUACAAAUUGUAAUGAAAUUUGUGAAAAAUGAAAUUAAUGAUUCUUCCCUUUCGAAUUAGAAAUAUUAGAUCGAAUAUUGUCCAUUAAUGAUAUUUCGCAUUUUUUCGCAAAGAGGAAUGCCCUCGAACACGGUGCCUAUGUAAAUGACUAAAUGCCUAGUUCACCUUAGUCGCACUGCCUGAGAGCACUUUGAGAAAAACGAAUUAAACAUUCUUCGAGUUGCUCAAUUUAUUCGAAAGUAUCUUAAAUAAAUAUAGAAGGCUAAGUAGACAAUUCGUAAGAUUAAUAUAUAUAUAUUGUAGAAAAUUAAAAUUAAGACGAGCAAUUUUACAAACUAAAUCGAAAGGGAGGAACUAUCACGAAUUAAUAAAAUCUAUUUGUGAAUAUCAAAAAUUUUUUUACGAUAAAAUAUUUGUUUUAUAUCGAUGAAAUUUUCAAUAUAAUGAUGUUUCAUUUUUUAAUUUCUAAAUAACGUCCAGCACUGGACAUAGAGCGCUCUUCAAAGAAAAAAGAAACUAAAAAAAGAAAAAAAAUAAAUAAAAAAAAAAGGAUAAAAAAGAAGUGAAAAAAACAUCGUGACAAAACGAAACCUGUGAUCGAAGAUUUUAUAAAACGAAUGUUGCAUUUCUAUCGAAUUUGUUGAUUAUUGUUGAAAGAGUUUACAGAUAUAUAUAUAUAUAUGGACGUUAAUUAUUUUUCGAAAAUGAAAAAAGAAUAUUUACGAAGUCGUUCGAGAGUCUUUCUUUCGUUCUCGGUGAUACGAGUACUUAUGCUCAUCUUACCGGAUGUUCCUACAUCCAGUGUGAUUCAGAUGUUGACAAGGAAAUUUGUUUUUUUUUUUUUAUAUUUUGUGACAAUUGAAAACGAUAUUAAAAUAAGAAAAAGAGAAAAAUGAGAACUCGUAAUUAUAAAAGUAAAAAAAAAUAUGUAUAGUCAGUGACUAUCAUAUUAUAUAUUAAAGUAAAAGAAAAUAUAAUUUCGAAUUAAGAUAUAAUCGUGACUAUAGAAUAGAAGGAAGACUGUAUUAUCGAGAAUUACAUAUGAAUUAUAUUUUUAAAGAAAAAUAUCAUUUUUAAAGCUUAAAAUCACAGUUAUAAUGUUAGAAAAUUUAUAUAGUUAUCUACUAUAAAAUCUAAAUUAAAGAAACGCUUGUUAGAAAAAAAUAUCUAUAUAACUAUGAUUGUAAGAUAAAUGGCUUAUCAGAAAUUAUGUUAUCAGGAUUA